Alternaria alternata is the source of this 1245-nucleotide messenger RNA. RefSeq lists its product as hypothetical. The transcript is spliced from 2 exons. Lineage: Eukaryota; Fungi; Ascomycota; Dothideomycetes; Pleosporales; Pleosporaceae. The record is from RefSeq and is a predicted model, not a curated record. Gene Ontology annotation, cellular component: membrane; cytoplasm. Bases 331 to 906 code for a protein of 191 amino acids.
GCCAUUCAUGAGAAGGAGCUGCAAGGCAGGGUACUAUGGAAAAGCGGUCCUAAUCAACGCGGUGUUGGGCUGCACGUCUUGAUUGACGUCACGGGCGGACGCGGGCUGGGAUGGCGGGAUGGCGGGAUGGCGGGACGCGACUUGCCAUGGGCGAAACAUUGUUGAUACUCCCGAAAAUAGUCGAUGUGCUGGCCACAUUGAUACACAUAGCCCUACACACGCCUCACGCCUCCUCUUCUGCAUUUAUCCUACCUGCGAUAAAUUUCAUCCUACUUUUCCAUUGUUCAAUCGCGGCUGUGGAUAUUUGUACACCUGAUCAACAACGAAAUCAUGUCGAUAGUAUCGCAGACCCUGCAGGGCGCAGUGCUCAGCAUAACUUCGAAUGUGCUUGCGCAAGCCAUAUCGUCGUAUCAAGACGGCACGCCUUUUGCGCUCAAUUAUGCCACAGUCUUCAAGUUCGCGCUCUUCAGCGUACUCAGCACCCCGCCAAACAUUGUCUGGCAAGGCUACCUAGAAGAGCAAUUUCCUACCAAUGUGCCCUCUGCUGCUCUACCGUCCGAGAAGCCAGGCUCGAAAUCCGAUCCCGCCAAGACGUCCCUCAACAAGACCAACGUCCUUAUCAAGUUCCUGCUUGAUCAGACCAUCGGCGCAGUCGUCAACACACUCAUGUUUUUGGCAUAUAUGGGUUAUGUCAAUGCGCAGGGGAAACCUGGCGUCAACGCCAUGGACGUGGUUACGAGCGACUGCGCGAACAAGCUAUGGCCAAUGAUGAAGGACGGAUACAAGUUUUGGCCUGCGAUAAGCCUUAUCAGCUUCCUGUGGGUGCCAGUAGACAAGAGGGUCCUCUUUGGCUGCUCUGUGGGUGUCGUGUGGGGCAUAUACUUGAGUCUGGCAGUGGGCGCAUAGAUGCGCGGGCGAAACAAGCGACGCGCUGUGGUCGUGGGCGUCUUGAGCGUGAUAUGUCCCUUCGGUGCAGCUGUUGUUUCAGAGUGCUGAGGGCGCUGACGCGCUCAAAUUACGAAAGAAUAAAGGUUCGGUUUCACUGAUCUGUAUCUCUCAACAGAAAAACCUAUUUCAUAACCUAGAGGUAUUCGCUAUUUGUUACAUGAUCCUGUCGUCAUCUUGAGACACGACGAAUGCCUGUAAGGUGCUUUCGGUGGUAGAUACAACUGUCGAAAAAUCGAGCCUUUUCGUGCUGAGUGGCUCAUCCAAUCGCCGGUUCUCAGCCGUCAAUCUUUUCCACAA